Messenger RNA from Lachancea meyersii CBS 8951, 858 nucleotides. Lineage: Eukaryota; Fungi; Ascomycota; Saccharomycetes; Saccharomycetales; Saccharomycetaceae. The record is from the annotation of a GenBank genome assembly.
AUGAGUAGAGCUAUUUCAAGGUCGCAAUUGAAUGUUUUGAUCAAAGAAAUCACCAAGCUGUACCCAUCGAGCUACGCAGACUCGGGCUGGGACAAUACUGGAUUGCUAAUCGAUUGUUCGGUCGCGCAAAGUAGUGUUCAAAGACCCAAAGUUUUGCUUACCAUUGACCUGACUGCUGCAGUCGCGCAGGAAGCCGUGAACCACGGAUGCAACCUGAUUUUGGCUUACCAUCCAUUCAUCUUCCCUAGCUGGAAAAAAAUCAGUCCGUGGUCGAAUCCGCAGCACCAAUCUGCUAUUAAACUGAUCCAACACGGAAUCAGUGUCUACUGUCCCCACACAGCGGUCGACGCUGCCAAAAGCGGCGUCAACGCGUGGCUGGCGAGCUCUUUGGUCCACGAUAUGUCCCUGAUUGAGUCAAGCGUCAGCAUCGAGAAAGUCACGCCAGUGCAGGGCGAGCAGGACUUUGAGGUUGGUUACGGCCGUGUGGUCCAGUUGAAGAACCAAAUUCCGCUGAAAACCGUUAUUGAGUCUUUAAAAGGCUCGUUGGGCAUUCAAACGGUCCAGUGUGCUGUCAAGGAAGGCCUUGACGCGUUCCAAGUGCAGAGCGUGGCCCUGUGUGCGGGAAGCGGCUCUGGGGUGUUCAAGAAUCUAAAAGAAGACGUGGACCUGUAUCUCACGGGUGAGAUGUCGCACCACGAGAUUUUAAGACUACGGGAAAUGGGCAAAGCUGUCAUAGUCUGCAACCAUUCCAAUACCGAGCGUGGCUUCCUCAAAUCAGUGAUGCUAGAACAACUCGAAAAAGCAGGCAUCGGCUGUGUGGUCAGUGCUGAGGAUUGUGACCCGCUGAUAUAUGUGUAG